AUGAAUAAUCCCUCUCAAUACAUUCGUUUUUACGUUCUCUAUGUCAAGAAUUGUCCAGCUGUUCAUCGACAACCUCCAGCUAUUCCUCUCGGUUACUCAUUGAUUAGUAAAAUGGCUACAAUGAGUGCAUUAUUUCAAAAACUUAAUCCAAGACCAGAAGCUACCGCUGCUAGUCUUAAACGCGAAGCAAAUGAUUAUCUACGACGUGCAACUAAUCUGGAAAAAAGUCAACAAUACGAUGAAGCAUCUGUUCUGUACAAACGUGUGGUUUCCUUGAUCAGUUCACAUGAGAACACAUCUGCUGUCGAUGAAGAAUUAAAUGCAAUGAAACGUGAUGCCAAUCAACGUUUACUUCAAUCUUCAUUGCAACAAAACCGAUCAAAAGAUUCCAACAGCAUCUAUCAAAAUAUGGUUCGCCAAUUGUCAGAUCAUGUGCCGCAAACAAUCAACGAGCAGGAUUUAACCGAAAUGGCUGAACAGGUUUUCGAAGAUCCGUCAGCAUUCGAACCAGUCACUUCAGAUAUGACACCAGAGAAUAGCAAUGCAACUGUUUUGUUUCAGUUAGAUGAAGGAGCACGACUAUUUUAUAUAGCGAAAGAUGGAUCAAUUCAAACUACAUCUGAAUCUUUACCAUUGACAAUAUUCGAAAUGAGCGAAGGAGGUGAAACAUGUGGUUUAUUGAAACUAGGUAGUUGGAUCUAUCCACUACAUCCAAAAGUAUCUCCAUCAUUCAAAACUGGCUAUGAUGCGUAUAUCUUUCCGAACAAUACAUCCAUUGGAGAAUUUGUUGGUCUUAUGUUCGAUGAAUCGGUUGUACCAGAUAUUCGUCAUUUCUUUGAAGAUGUUCUCUCGAAACUUUCAGUUUUCAUGGCUCAAAACGGUACACCAACAUAUGGCGAGUCUCUAACUGCUGCUUCAACAAGUGGCGCUGUCAAAUUAGCUGAAAAAUCGGCAACGAACAAGCCGGAAUUGGUUGCAACAGUUUCCCGUCAGACAAAGGAAGCAUCGACUAGAAAAGCUGAAAUCAUCGGCGAAGAAGAAGCUGCUGUUGAAGAAGAACUUCCUUAUGAUACAAAUACAGCAAGUGGAAAACUUGCCGCAGCACUUAUUACUGGAACGAAAUUUUUAACAAAGCAAUUAGCAACAGGUGUUGUUAUGGCUGAAAACUUAAUCGAACAAGUAUCCAAAAAUGUUCACGAUAAAAUCGUACCUAAUGCUGAACCAACAAAAGUCAGUAAAGGCUUACACGUUACCGCUCGUGGUUUACGUACUACAUCGGGUGUAGCCGUUAAAGCAAGCACCUAUGUUGUAUCGAAAGUUGGUUCGAUGACAUUGGCAUUGGCACGGACAUUCGCUCCGAAUCUUGGUAAAGUCGAGAAAAGAGUUAAACCAGAUGGUACAAUCGAAACGGUUAAAUUAAGCGGUCUCCGAGGUGUUGGACACGCUGGAUUAAUCAGUUUCGGUGUUAUUUAUGAAAGCUGUGAGAAUGCCGCAAAACACUUGGCAGCGAAUAUCGCUAGUGAAAGUGUCAGUGUUGUUAAGCAUAAAUACGGUGAAGAUGCUUCAGUUCUAACUGAAAAUGCAGCAUAUGCAAUUGGUAAUAGUGCAUUAACAGCAUAUUAUGUUGGAGGACUUGGUCCAAAAUCCAUCGCCCGGAAAGUAGUUAAACAAACAGCGCAACAGACGGUGAAAAACGCUUUCUCAUAA
Molecule: messenger RNA, 1707 nt
Organism: Adineta ricciae
Lineage: Eukaryota; Metazoa; Rotifera; Eurotatoria; Adinetida; Adinetidae
Source: the annotation of a GenBank genome assembly